This is a messenger RNA of Mesorhabditis spiculigera, 402 nucleotides long. The record is from the annotation of a GenBank genome assembly. NCBI's taxonomy places the organism in Eukaryota, Metazoa, Nematoda, Chromadorea, Rhabditida, Rhabditidae.
AUGACUCCUGCUGAUACUAAGAAACACUGGCUACCGUUUAACGUCUUCUUGAAUUGCCGCUACCGUCGUAACGAGAAUCACUAUCGUCCGCUGACUCCUCGUGAACGUGUUGAGAUUGUUACGCUGCUCAUGAACGCUACGAUGAGAUGCAAGCUGACGCAUACAAGUGUCGUGGGUCCGCGCAUUCUCUGGGAUACGUGCCCCGUCGACGUGAUUGCGCAUACUUCGAGCACCUUCUUGCAGGGCCCGAAGCGUACCAUGCCGAUGCCCGGAUCGAUGGGCGUGCCCCUAGACGUCUACUACCAGCUGUACCACGACUACAACACGACAUGCGCGUACGAGCCCGUCAUUCGAGCUGGAGGAAUCAGUUACCCUCAAGACACUAUUGAAAUCUGUAUCGAU